Acanthosepion pharaonis is the source of this 486-nucleotide messenger RNA. The record is from the annotation of a GenBank genome assembly. NCBI's taxonomy places the organism in Eukaryota, Metazoa, Mollusca, Cephalopoda, Sepiida, Sepiidae.
AUGUGUAUUGCAUCGAAGAAUUUCUUACCUCCUCGGAUGACCUUUCCUUCAUUUCCUUCCACGUCCAUGAUCAUAACCGCUUUUUUCCGUGGCAUCAAAUCGAUGAGUUCAUCUAAUAACACUGUGGAUUUUUUCCUUUCUUUGUAUAUCUCACCGUCAUAUGCUUCCGAAGGUUUUCCACGUUUGAUGAUCCAGGAAUGUCCAAGAUUGUUUGUUCCUGCAUUUCGUUUUACAUUUUUCCUUCCUUUCUUUUUCUAUUCCCGACAUUUCACCAUAUUUUUUCAGUUUCUCUUUUCAUCUAUUGAUUUUCCAUUCAUUUACCUUUUUUUUAUUAUUUUACCCUUUCUUUUUUAUUUGUUUUUCAUUUUUUGUUCCAUUGAUUUUUAUUUCCUUUUACUUUUUUCUUUUCGACUGUUUUUUCUUUCUCUAUUUAUUUCUUUUUUUUUCUUUUUAUUUUUUCUUUUUUUUUUUUUGCAUGUGUUAUAA